Molecule: messenger RNA, 2889 nt
Organism: Naegleria gruberi
Lineage: Eukaryota; Heterolobosea; Eutetramitea; Acrasida; Naegleriidae
Exons: 1
Coding region: 1-2889 (962 amino acids)
Biological process (GO): regulation of cell cycle
Cellular component (GO): nucleus
Source: RefSeq, a predicted model, not a curated record
AUGGUUAAUGAUAUCCUUCCAGAGGAGGCAGGCAUCUGUCUAGGAUUACAACAUCAUGGCAGUGAAAUUUUAAUGACAAAUGAUUGGAGUUGGGAACAACAAACUUUCCUUUCUGUAUGUAGUAUUAAUUUACAUUUAAUAGAUUUAACCAAUAACAAGAUUUCAAACAAAUUAUCAACAGAGUUAGACAAUUUAUAUGGAACUAGUGCUGAGAUUGAAAAAAAGACCACUCCUUCUCCCUACCCCACAACAAAACAAUUGGAACAAUUAUGUCAAAAUAUAUUUUCUUGUUUAUUUUCACAUGGAGACAUCAAGGCAAAAGAAAAGAGUCAACUCAAUAUUAACUACUCAUUCAAGGUUAUAUUUAUUACCAAGUGCGUAUCAACUCCUGGAAUAGAUAAUGAAUUGAAGAGGAAUUUUAUCUUACCCCUUGCUUCAAUUUUUGAAAAGCAAUUUGAACUUUUCAAGAAUGAAGUUAGAAAUUUCAUGUCCCAACCUUUGGACAGUGGAUCUGCUUUUACAGUUUUGGAAAAUCAAAGAAAAGCCCAACUGUAUAAACUCUUCUCCACAUUCGACGAAGAAGAACUCAGGAAGGUGACCUGUACAUUGGAUUUAAUUGAACCUUUGGUUGAAAAUUUCCUGAUAGAGGCAUGUCCCGAUAUUGACCCAAAUCAACCAUUGAAAUUCAAUUGCUCAUCCCUUACUCCAAAUCUUCCUCUCGAGUCUUUAUCAACAGAGCCAAUUUCUUCUCUAUUGAGAACAACAAGACCAGUGGAGAAUACUAGAUUUUGGCAGGUUGAACGAGAUUCAAUGGAGAGAGUUAUUAGAGAAAAAAUUGCUCAAAAGCAAUACGGACUAAUACUAAUUUCUGUUCAGGGAAUUCCAAUGAGAGAUGCUUGCUCUGAGGGUACCAACAAUUAUGAUGUCUUGUUAGCUUGUAAAGGGUUGACUGUGGAUAUUAUUCAGGAUGUGUCUGUUUCAUCGGGAUCGAUCAACUUGAGAUGGGUUAGAGCUGAUCCAAAGAGAAGCAUUGAACAUUUGUACACUACCAAAUCUGUUCAUAGAAUCACACCAAUGACUCCCUACACAUUACCAACUGUUUGUCUGAUGAGACACUUGUCAACUAAAAAACCUGUAGCACUAAUUUAUGAAUCAGAGUAUAAUCUGGCACAUAAUCAUUCACCAACACACUUGAUUUUACAACACGGUCAUGAUGUAUACUUACAUGUAUUACAUUUGAAUAAGGUCUUCCAACCUUACACUGACAUUAUUCAAAAUGAAGAAAAUAAUCUAAGGUAUAGAACUCAUGAAUUUAUUGAUAUUGUGAAUAAUCACCUCUUGAGGGUAAAUGUAAAAAGAGAUUUAGCUAGGGAAGGUACCACCAUUCAAGAAACAGAGAAAGAAAGCCUUAUCACCCUUAUGAAACAUAACAAUUGUGUGUAUAGUGUCCCAUCAAGUAUCGAAAGAGGCACCAGAUAUUUCCCACUUGCUGCAGAUGAUAGUUCUGUUCUAUUUUGUGAAAAUGCAAGAGAAAUCUAUGCAACAUUAUUUUCCAAAAUUAUUACCCCUUUAAUGGAUAUUCUUUUGAGAAAAGCUCCAGAAUAUGUCAAUGAUCAAGAUAAGAUCUAUGUAGAAAAACUAUUGGAAUCAUUGUUCGAAUUCUCGAGAGGAAAUGAUGAACAAUUAAUACCAGAAUUGAAAAACGAUCAUACCAAACGUUGGAAUUCUUAUAGAAAGAUUUGGGGAGAAUUAAGAGCAUUCUUCCUAACAAUAGGAUAUAAGGAAUUUACUGCUGUCAUGGAUAGAUUGUGGCCACAAUUCCUGUACGAUAAGCAACAACAAGGAGACGACAGCACAGGCAGAAGAGCAAAGAGAGUGGUCGAAGUUCAAAGAGACAGAUAUGGAGCUGUCAUUUUCCCAAUUCCACUAGGAGCGUUGACAGUCCUCUCGUUAGGCAAAGUAAUUUAUGAUAGACCAAAUUAUCAUACUGACAAGUAUAUUUGGCCUGUAGGAUAUAAGAGUACUCGUUAUUAUACUAGUGUAAAGGAUACCAAUAGAAGAUGUCUCUAUACUUGCGAAAUUAAGGAUGGAGGUGAGAGUCCAAUAUUUGUCCUCUCCUCUGACGAUAAUCCUAAUGAUAUUAUUGAAGCUCCAAGUGCUACAGCAGCAUGGACAGCAAUUGUAAAACAAAUCAACAAAAUCAAGAGCGAAGAAUCUGGAAAGAGAGUGUUUACUAAUGUGAGUGGACCUGAAUAUUUUGGACUGGCCCACCCAACAAUCAUGAAACUCAUUUCACAACUACCAAAUGCUGAAAAGAUUAAUCGACCAAAUUAUGCACCAAACCAACCUGUCAAGACAGAGUCAUCUAUUAAUGAUCCUAAUGCAAGCAGUGAUGAUGAGAAUAUCACACCUCCCUCUGCAAACAUGACCCCAAGCGCUUCAAGCCUUCAUCCAUCAGUAUCACAAACAAGCCUUUCCAGUCAACUUCAACAAGCAACGCCAACACUCUCAGCCUCACCUGAAACCAAUAAUGGAGAUGCACAAACACCAGAUCUUGCCAGAAAGAGAGCAAAGAGAAAUGAGCAAGUUCAUUACGAAAGAGAUACAACAAGAAGUGAAAUUCAAAAGGUUUCAUGGUUGCCAAACAUGAAUCUUGCUCAAUUCUGUGAAAAUAGAAGUAACAAGUUGGUUGCCAAACCAAUGGAUGGCGAGAAUGAGGGUGAGAAGGGUCUCUACUCUUACCUAAACCUUAAUAAUGCAAAUGACAGAUCAAGUAAUCAACAAGGUUCAUCUUCAAAUGCCAAUCAUCAACAAGGUUCCUCGAAUCAUUAUGGAUCCAAUCGAAAUAGAAAAUAUGGUCAAAAACGAAAGUUUGCACUUUAUCAAUAA